Molecule: messenger RNA, 1040 nt
Organism: Ochotona curzoniae (black-lipped pika)
Lineage: Eukaryota; Metazoa; Chordata; Mammalia; Lagomorpha; Ochotonidae
Product: HLA class I histocompatibility antigen, A alpha chain-like
Exons: 6
Coding region: 30-1040 (336 amino acids)
Biological process (GO): immune response; antigen processing and presentation of endogenous peptide antigen via MHC class Ib; antigen processing and presentation of endogenous peptide antigen via MHC class I via ER pathway, TAP-independent
Cellular component (GO): external side of plasma membrane
Molecular function (GO): peptide antigen binding; signaling receptor binding
Source: RefSeq, a predicted model, not a curated record
CCAUAAUCAGAGUCAACUUAACUGCAAAAAUGAGGUCCCUGCUACCCAGGACCCUCCUGCUGCUGCUCGCGGGGGCCCUGGCCCUGACCGAGACCCGGGCGGGCUCCCACUCCCUGAUGUAUUUCAUCACCGGCGUGUCCCGGCCCGGCCUCGGGAAGCCCCGCUUAAUCGCCGUGGGCUACGUGGACGACACGCAGUUCGGGCGCUUCGACAGCGACGCUGAGAACCCGAAGGCAGAACCGAGGGCGCCGUGGAUGCAGCAAGUGGAGCAGGAGUACGUGGACAACCACACACAGCGUGGUAAAGAAGCGACACGCUCUAACAUUGUGUACCUGAACACCCUGCGCAGCUACUACAACCAGAGCGAAGCCGAGUCUCACACACUCCAGAAGCUGUACGGCUGCGAAGUAGGGGCAGAUGGACGCCUCCUCCUCGGGUACUGGCAGUGGGCUUAUGAUGGCGCUGACUACAUUGCCCUAAAUGAGGACCUGCGCACCUGGACUGCAGCUGACGCAGCAGCUCAGAUCAGCAAGCACAAGUGGGAGACUAGAAGUCAUGCUGAGGACAUCAGAGCCUAUCUGGAGGGGGAGUGUGUGAAGUCUCUGCGCAGAUUCCUGGAAUUGGGGAAGGAGACGCUACAACGCACAGACCCACCCACAGCACAUGUGACCCACCACCCAGUCUCUGACCAGAAGGCCACCCUGAGGUGCUGGGCCCUCGGCUUCUACCCCAAGGACAUCACACUCACCUGGCAACGAGAUGGGGAAGACCUGACCCAGGACCUGGAGAUGGUAGAAACCAGGCCUGCGGGGGAUGGAACCUUCCAGAAGUGGGCAGCUGUGCUGGUGCCUUCUGGAGAGGAGCAGAGAUACACGUGCCAGGUGGAGCAUGAGGGGCUGCCUGAGCCCAUCACCCUGAGUUGGGAGCCUCCUCACCCCACGGUGCCCGUGUGGGGAGUCAUCGCUGGCCUGGUUCUCCUGGCAGCUGUGCUCAUUGGAACAUUAUUAAUUUUCUUAGUCAUAUUUGAAAAAGAAAAUUGA